Messenger RNA from Chrysoperla carnea, 2937 nucleotides. It is a transcript of the gene Imp, whose product is annotated as insulin-like growth factor 2 mRNA-binding protein 1. The record is from RefSeq and is a predicted model, not a curated record. NCBI's taxonomy places the organism in Eukaryota, Metazoa, Arthropoda, Insecta, Neuroptera, Chrysopidae. Gene Ontology annotation, cellular component: cytoplasm; cytosol; nucleus. Gene Ontology annotation, biological process: nervous system development; regulation of gene expression. Gene Ontology annotation, molecular function: mRNA 3'-UTR binding. Bases 307 to 2172 code for a protein of 621 amino acids. The transcript has 11 exons.
UAAUUUGAAAAAUAAUCCACCCUCAUGUUUUGAUUAUUCCAUACUAUUACAAUUUGCCAAUCAGGAACAGAGGUGGGCGAAUUCUAUCACGUGGUGAGUCCAUAGCCAACCCCGAGCUGGUUAUUGUUUUUCAAUCUUCCCGGUGAACUCUGUGUAUUGAGUGCGCAUGUUGGCCAUGCUUGUAUAUGUUGUGCUGUGAGCUGUAAGCCUGGCGGGCUGUUCUGUGAAAUAAAAAAAAAUUAAGAUUUAAUAUUGUUUUUGUUGAUUUAGUGAUUAUUUUUUAUUAAAAAUAUAAAAAAGUGUUCUAUGAAUACGUCGGAGCCGAAAAAUCCACCGAUCACCAUGAGCAAAUUAUAUAUUGGUAAUUUGCCAUCAGAAACAAAUGAAUCGGGUUUACGACAAUUAUUCCUUGACCAAAAUUUGUCCUGCACAAAUAUUUUAGUGAAGCGUGGUGGAUAUGCUUUUGUGGAUUGCCCUGAUCAAUCAUCAGCUGAUAAAGCAAUUGAUAAAUUAAAUGGGUUUAACUAUCAAGGAGCAACACUUGUAGUUGAACCUUCUGUUGCAUCAGGAAAGAAAAGAAGCUCCACCGGUGUGCUUCCGGAUUCACCAGGUGAUCAAGUCCAGGGUAAUGGAUGGUCUGGUUCAGCUAAAAUAAUAGUCUCACAACUACCUCUUCAUGUACGAUUUGAAGAUUUGGAACCAUUACUUACACCAUAUGGCUCAGUACAAUCUUGUGAAAAGCUUACAUCUAAAGAUCCAAAUACACAAACGGUCCAAAUUACAUUUGAAAAUGCAGAACAAGCACAGCAAGCGGUAAAUCAAUUAAAUGGAGUUGAAUUGGAGGGAGCUACCCUUAAAAUGGAGCUAGCAUUAGAACGAAGAGCAACUGGACGCAGAAAUCCACGGGGUCCAGGCAGUGGUCCAUUUGGAGGAUUACCUAGUCAGGGACGUCAAACAGAUUUUCCUCUUCGUAUCCUUGUGCAAAGUGAUAUGGUUGGUGCGAUUAUCGGUAGACAAGGUUCAACAAUACGACAAAUAACACAGGCAACCAGAGCUCGAGUGGAUGUACAUCGAAAAGAUAAUGUUGGAUCACUUGAAAAAGCUAUUACAAUUUAUGGUAAUCCAGAAAAUUGUAGUAAUGCAUGUAAAAGAAUUUUAGAAGUUAUGCAAACAGAAGCUACCAACACUAAUAAAGGAGAGAUAAGCUUAAAAAUAUUGGCACAUAAUAAUUUAAUUGGUCGUAUUAUUGGAAAAGGUGGUAAUACAAUAAAACGUAUUAUGCAGGACACAGAAACGAAAAUCACUGUAUCGAGUAUUAAUGAUAUAAAUUCAUUUAAUUUGGAACGAAUUAUAACUGUUAAAGGAUCUAUUGAAAAUAUGAGCAGAGCUGAAGCUCAAAUAAGUGCCAAAUUACGUCAGAGCUAUGAGAAUGAUUUACAAGCAAUGGCUCCACAAAGUAUGAUGUUCCCUGGCUUACAUCCAAUGGCAAUGAUGUCUACCGCCGGUAUUGGUUAUUCAGGGCGUGGAGGUAUGUACUCUGGCCAAGCACCAUACCCAGGCAUGUAUCAAGUGGGUGGACCAGGUGGUCCACAAGGUGCUGGUGAUGCACAGGAGACAACAUUCUUGUAUAUACCAAAUAAUGCUGUUGGUGCUAUAAUUGGGACCAAAGGAUCACACAUUAGAAAUAUAAUUAGAUUUUCUGGUGCUUCGGUGAAAAUCGCCCCACUAGAUCAGGAUAAACCUCAGGAUACGCAAACUGAACGUAAAGUUACUAUUGUUGGGUCACCCGAAUCACAAUGGAAGGCUCAGUAUCUUAUUUUUGAGAAAAUGCGGGAAGAAGGUUUCGUCGCUGGUUCUGAUGACGUACGAUUAACUGUUGAAAUAUUAGUACCAUCCGCACAAGUUGGACGUAUUAUUGGUAAAGGUGGUCAGAAUGUUCGUGAAUUGCAACGUGUUACUGGUUCGGUUAUUAAAUUACCAGAACAAGCUGCGGCGCAACCACAGCCAGAGGAUGAAACUACUGUUCAUAUUAUCGGUCCAUUCUUUAGCGUACAAUCCGCCCAAAGACGAAUUCGAGCGAUGGUAAUUCAGUCAGCUACACCACAGCAGGGUACACGUGGUGCGCGUCAACAGAGACGUGAUCCCAGUCAACAAUCACAACCUCAACAAUAAAAUUUAACAAAACAAAAAAACAUCAUUAAAAUAUAAUUCACAACACCAAAUAUUCUUACAACCCCCUCCCCCAUUUAAAUAAAUAGCCAUCAUAUCCAUAACAUUUAAAAUUCAAAAAAUAAAGCGUGUGAUGGUGACGGAUUUGUUUUUAAAACCAUUCGUCUCCCCAAAAAGUUCUUAACAUUUUUCAUCAUUCAAUAAAAAUAAUCACGUCGCGUCCAUAUUAUAUUUACAUGUAGUUUUUACAAUAACAAUUAGAAAGUGGUGGUGAAAUUUACGAAUAUUAUUAUUUUAAAAAUAUUACAAAAAACUCUAAAAGAAGAAAACACUGCCCAUUACAUAUUAUAAUAUACAUACUUCUACUGUUGUUACAUUACGAAUCUUCUUAAAAUCGAACGAUAAAGAGAAGAUGGAGGAAUUUAAAAAAACCGCAUCGAAGCCCUUUAAACACACACAUACAAAUACAGGAAAACAAAAUCAUAACAAAUACAUCAAAUGAAAUGCACCGUUUCUUUCAUCAGGAGUUUCAUAUUAAGUAAAACUAAUUUAAAACAAUAAUUUUUUUAUUCAGUAAUACAAAUAAAUAAACACACUACCUCAUCAAUAAAAAAUGAAUAAUUAUAGAAUAGAAAAAGAAGAAAUAACUAAUUACAACAGAUUCAAAAGAGAUAACUAUACUAAAUAAUUGUGAAAUUUAUUUUCAAAAUUACCUCAAACUAAAAUAAAGGAUAAAAACUUACCUACUAAUUAACUACAAUAAAAUAU